UAACCAGGGUAGACUGGGUAGUCAAAUACCGGCAUUUGCAUCCCGAUUUUUUGCUUUUAUAAGAGCUAGGAGAAAAACACAACCACUUCAAGCACUCAAGUCUUCGAACCAAAAUCAAGCCGAAAACGAUGGCCCCUUCUACCCUCACAGCUCUGGCAGAAGAGAAAACCCUCCAAGCAAGCUUUGUUCGCGACGAAGAUGAACGUCCGAAAGUGGCAUAUAACCAAUUCAGCAAUGAAAUCCCUGUCAUUUCAAUAGCUGGGAUUGAUGACGGUGGUGAAAAGAGAGCUGAAAUAUGCAACAAGAUCGUGGAGGCAUGUGAGGAAUGGGGAGUUUUUCAAAUUGUUGAUCAUGGGGUUGAUACUAAGCUGGUGUCUGAAAUGACAACUCUUGCUAAAGAGUUUUUUGCUUUGCCACCGGAAGAGAAGCUUCGGUUUGAUAUGUCCGGUGGCAAAAAGGGUGGCUUCAUUGUCUCCAGCCAUUUACAGGGAGAGGCAGUACAAGACUGGCGUGAAAUAGUGACCUUCUUCUCGUACCCAAUUCGCACCAGAGACUAUUCAAGGUGGCCUGACAAGCCAGAGGCAUGGAAAGCAGUGACCGAGGAAUACAGUAAGAAGCUAAUGGAACUUGCUUGCAAGCUUCUUGGGGUCUUAUCAGAGGCUAUGGGAUUAGAAACAGAGGCCUUAACUAAGGCUUGUGUUGACAUGGACCAAAAGGUGGUGGUCAAUUUCUAUCCAAAAUGUCCACAACCAGACCUUACACUUGGACUCAAACGCCAUACUGAUCCCGGCACCAUCACCCUCUUGCUCCAGGACACCGUUGGUGGUCUUCAGGCCACUAGAGAUAACGGAAAGACUUGGAUCACCGUUCAACCUGUUGAAGGUGCUUUUGUGGUCAAUCUCGGAGACCAUGGUCAUUAUCUUAGCAAUGGAAGAUUCAGGAACGCAGACCACCAAGCUGUGGUGAACUCAAACUCUAGCAGGUUGUCCAUAGCCACAUUCCAGAACCCAGCACCAGAUGCUACAGUGUACCCUCUCAAGAUUAGAGAGGGAGAGAAGUCGGUGCUAGACGAGCCAAUAACAUUUGCUGAGAUGUAUAGGAGGAAGAUGAGCAAGGACAUUGAGAUAGCCACGAAAAAGAAGUUGGCUAAGGAGCAGCUGCUGAGAGAUUUGGAGACAGCCAAAUUAGAAACUAAGCCCAUUGAGGAAAUCCUUGCUUGAAUAUGUCAUUGUUGUCAAGUGUUUAUGUGCUGGCCGUCUUUUACUCUGUCUGUCAUUGGUGUCUGUUUAGUUUGAUGGUGAAAUGUGUUGAGUCUGUGGGUUAUCUAAGAGUAAACCUUGCUUCUUAUAGUUAAAAAAUAAUUUCUCCACAACCUUGGAAGUCUUUCAUUUGUUGCCCAGGGCCAGGGUUCUUUUGUUCUAAAAUAUCUCUCAGAGCUUUUAGCUGUAUCAUGGAAUUAUGAAAAUAGUCCUUUUACAUUCUUCAUUCAAUAAAAUCUCAGACGGACCAUGUUCGAUAGA
Molecule: messenger RNA, 1520 nt
Organism: Populus trichocarpa (black cottonwood)
Lineage: Eukaryota; Viridiplantae; Streptophyta; Magnoliopsida; Malpighiales; Salicaceae
Product: naringenin,2-oxoglutarate 3-dioxygenase-like
Exons: 3
Coding region: 129-1220 (363 amino acids)
Source: RefSeq, a predicted model, not a curated record